GCUGUGAAAAGUACGCAACUAUCUUGCGAAACAUCUGUAAUUUACAUUCUCUAGUACCUUGUUUGCAGGGGACAAACAUUGUUGUCCAUGUAUGUCAGCGCCCUUAUCUCCUUCUCUUGUCGUCUUUUGUUUAUUGGAAUAUAAAAACUCCAACGGACACCAGCGUCGCGUACACAAACGAAAUCUCCAUCAACCAUGACGCGCUCUCUAGGAUUCAUUGUGUUUGCGUGUCUCCUGGGAGCAGCUAUCUGCAAGCCCAGCCCGUAUGCGAUCGCUGAUGCCGAAGCACUGGCCACACCUAGUGCUCUCGCUGAGGCAGUCCCUACGGCCUUGGCGAGCCCUGCACCUCAAGAUCUUGAUGGAAUACUUAUGAUGUUAACCGGAGCUGUUACUACAGUUCUCGCACCUGUUCUCAUGCCUGUCAUGAUGUUGCUGAUGCCUCUCACGAUGGUUUUGAACAUGCUUGGGGCACCCCUGUUGCCACUCCUUCAACCCGCGUUAGAUCCCAUUAUUGGAGGUCUGGAACCUGUCUUUGAUGCACUUGGACUUAAUCCAACGAAAUAGUAUUAGUCACAUCUGUAUCCAUCGAUUUAUAAUAUCAAGAGUCAGGAUUUAAAUUUAUAAUUAUGUUACAAGCUUAUUGUUCACUUAUUUUUGACUUACAUUUGGUUUUAUGAAUAUAUUGUGGAGAAACAUUUUACCAGUAGACAUUGUAAUCACUAUAAGGAGGUUAUUUAUAAAAUUAAUUACUGAAAUGUAAAUAACUGAUUGAUUGUUUAAUGUUUGUAUGAUAGAGCAUUUAUUCUUACUACAUAUGUUCUAAUAUUCCAAAUAUUACAAAAAAACUCGAUAAUGCAAGCCUAUUCUAAAUAAAACAUAUUUUAUAUUUAUUUUCUUUAAAACAUAAUUGUUCCAAUUUUCAAUUAUUCAAAUCCCUAAUUUAUGCUUUUCGUAACUAUUUCUUUACUAUCAGGCAUUUUAAAGUUAAUCUAUUGUAUAUGUUUUAUACCACUUUUGUAACCCUUCUAAAACAAAUAAGUCAAUAAUUUUACCAGGCUUUUUUCCAGUUACCACUUUUUUCAAAUAGAAUAAAUUCUAUUUAACCGUGAGAAUUAAGUACAUUACGUAAUUUAGUCUUGCACAAAAACUUUAAAUACUGAACUGUUCUCCUGAAAAACACCAUGCUUAAACUUUAGAAAUAUUUGUACGCUCUUGAACAGUAUUAUGAUGAGUUGGUAAAGUGUUUCAAUUUAAUGUACGAUAGAAAACUAAUUUUGAAUUUUAAACUUACAAGUUAAACCAAUAAAAUCUUAAGUGUUGAAAAUGUUACUAACACCAAAAUCCAUAUUUUAACACUGUUUUAUAAGCUUCUCACACGUAAAUAAAACAACUUUUAUAAUAAACUUGACUAAUGCUGUUUAUCUUUCUCUCCUUUAAAUGCAACCUAAACGUCUCAGUUAAAAAGUUCAACGAAUACUGUAUUAUUUACAAAAAUGGACCAAUUAGAAGUAUUUUGGGAAUUAUUAUAUUAAUAUUGGACCAUGAGUUUUAUGUAUUUGAAAAUCAAUAUAUUAUAAUCAAAUAUUGUUUUCUCACUGCAUUUAAAUCUUUAAUCAUAAUAUAAAAGUCGCUCAAUGAGUUGCAAGUUGGCCGUAAGAGCUGUAUUAAGCUUAUUUACGUGAUUACUAUUUUGAUGGCAUUGGCCUUCUUAAGGAGUAUUCUUCCACGGUGGAUUUCUGUGUCAAUUCCUGAAACAAGGACUCAUGCCUGAAAAAUGAGAUAUUUUAUCUUUUAGGAAUACCACCCUUGAACAGAAUUCAGUCAGCCAUUAAUAUAAGCUUUCUCUUGAGAUCAGCUUACCAGAUAUGCAUCUUUAGGUAGUUUGAAAGUGUUUUGUGUGAUCUAGUGUCAUAAUCAGUAAUAAUUCACAUGCUCUUCCAGACAUGUCGUAUUUGGACUGCAAUUAUCAACUCAGAAUAAAUCUACCUUUAAUUCACUGAGGACUCUAUCAUUUGAACAUAGUGAAUUUUUGAACUUUUGCCUUUAAUUUCAUCAUCGUGCCUAUCGAAACUGAGCAGCUAUCCAUAAGUCUUAUUGAUAGAAUAUUGUUUUGUCUAUAUUUCUAAUCUACCUAUUUCAGUGUAAUAUGUAAACAAUUAUUUAUCUGUACAUGUCUAUUAUCUC
Messenger RNA from Homalodisca vitripennis (glassy-winged sharpshooter), 2184 nucleotides. RefSeq lists its product as uncharacterized. The record is from RefSeq and is a predicted model, not a curated record. NCBI's taxonomy places the organism in Eukaryota, Metazoa, Arthropoda, Insecta, Hemiptera, Cicadellidae. Bases 196 to 564 code for a protein of 122 amino acids. The transcript has 2 exons.